This is a messenger RNA of Penicillium maclennaniae, 1179 nucleotides long. Its product is annotated as putative C2H2 finger domain protein. The coding region runs from base 1 to 1179 and encodes 392 amino acids. Lineage: Eukaryota; Fungi; Ascomycota; Eurotiomycetes; Eurotiales; Aspergillaceae. The record is from RefSeq and is a predicted model, not a curated record. The transcript is spliced from 4 exons. Gene Ontology annotation, cellular component: nucleus.
AUGGGUAAAAAGAGACGUGGCCCUUCCCUGGACGAGCUCCUGGCUCGUCCAUGGUGCUAUUACUGCGAGCGCGAUUUCGAUGACUUGAAGAUUCUCACACUGCAUCAAAAAGCGAAGCAUUUUAAAUGCGACAAGUGUGGUCGCCGACUUAAUACCGCUGGAGGAUUGUCAGUUCACAUGAGCCAAGUCCACAAGGAGCAGCUCAUUGAGAUUGAGAAUGCACUGCCGAAUCGGGCAGGUCUUGAUGUGGAGAUCUUCGGUAUGGAGGGAGUUCCUGACGAUGUGCUGCACGCUCAUCAGCAGCGCGUUGCCGCGCAAUUUGCCCAGGCUGAGGCCGAGCGCCAGGCAGCUACCGGUAACCCACCUUCAGGCAGCGGAGGUGGACAACCGGCGAAAAAGCCAAAGCUGGAGGACAUGUCGGAAAUGAAGAGGCGAUUGGCGGAACAUCGAGCAAAGAAGGCAGAGGGCGCUGCUGGUGGCAGUAGCGGAUCAGCGACCCCUGCAAGCUCUGGACCGCCUGCUCCACAGGCCACUAAGACCGAGGAUGCAUAUGGACAAUCUCCCGUUGCACCUGCGGCUGUUCCUGCACCUUCUGUGGCUGCGCAACCAUAUUCUUACCCCCCCACCGUUCCCGGUAUUGCUGCGCCUUAUCCUCCCGCCGGAUACCCUCCUCAGAUGCCUGCAUACCCUCCUGCUCCCGUCUAUGGAGCUCCUCCUUUCCCCCAGCACCCUAUAUCCGCUGAUUCAACCCCACCCUCACGACCCGGUAGUAUCCCUACUCCCUCUGGCCUCCCACAACGCCCAGCCUUUGGUGCACCUGCAGUCAAUGCGCAACAGAUGCAGCAGAUGCACAUGGGCCACACUGUGCCACCGGCAACUGGCCACGCAAAUGGAGACACUGCUGGAGAGGUCUCCUCGUUGGUCAAUGAUCUAAUCUCGGAUGCGGCGAACGCGGCGAAGGAUGCGACAGAGAAGCCGACCAAGAAGGAUAAAUCCAAGGCCACGAGAAUGGUAUACCUCCACGACACAAUCAGUCCCGAAGAGAAAAUGUCUCAACUCCCACGGUACGCCUUCGACCGCCAAAAAUUCCCACAGGAAACAGUGCUCGACAACGGCCCUGACGCCACGGUAGCGGGAAGGGUCCGCGAUUCGGAUACGGUGCUCGAUCCGGCGCACUAG